AUGACUAAAACGGAUCUCUUUGAGACCCAGAAAGUCGACACCAUCGAGUCCUCCACAACCUCGAACCACGUCGACGUCGAGAACACCAACGAGGACGACAUCUCAGUCAAGCGCUAUGACCCCAAUGCUGACAAGAAGCGUCUCUUUUACAUCUUCUACGUCCGCAAGCACAUCAACCACCUCAACUUCAUUUUCUACCUCGCCGCCUGUAUGGGCUCGAUCACCCUUGUCGCCUACCUCUCCAUCGUUCAGCCCUUUAUCUUCCAUACCAUCCUCAAAAUCACUGAAAACCAAGGAAACCUUACCGGUGAACUCGCCCUUUAUGACGAAAUCAUUGCCCUCCCUGCGACGCUCUUCUGGGGAGUCCUUUCAGAUCGUAUUGGUCGCCGCCCUGUCUACAGUGCCGGAUUCCUCUUACUCGGCGCUGCUUUGAUGAUCUACCCCCGUGUCGACAAUGUCUACCCCCAAAUGCUUCUUUGCAGACUGCUCUUCUCACUCGGUUCGUCGGCUGCGACCUGCAUGAUGACUGGCACGUUGGGUGAUGUCGCCGGCGCGAUCCACGAACGUGGCCGUGUCUCUGCCAUUGUUGGUCUCUGCGCCGGAUGCGGUGGUCUCAUUGCUGGUAUGGUUCUCAUCAAUAUCCCUUACCAUCUCCAGCAAAGGUAUGGCGGUGAGGUUCAAGGUAUCAAGGCUGCGUUCCUGAUUGUUGGAGGCGGUGCGAUUGCGCUGAGCAUCUUGUUGUUCCUCACCAUGCCCGCCACCGGUAAAGGUCAGGCCGAUGGUGUCGCUGGUUGGUUCAAGAAGACGGUCUUGAAGAAGGAGAUCGAGGACGAGGAUGAGAAGGAGAUCAUCUCUCCCUGGAAGUUGCUCAAGUAUGGAUUCAAGGCUGGUCGCGAUCCCCGUGUUGCUCUCGCUUACCUUUCCAGUUUCGUGGCCAGAGCGGACACAGUCCUCUUCUCGUCCUUCAUGAGUCUGUGGGUCAUCCAGUACUACGUCAAACUCGGCUGGUGUGAUGCUGACAAGGGCAUCACCUGCUACCCCGCCGCCGGAGGCACCCACAAGCUGACUGGCUACGGCCAAGGCAUCUCUCUUGCCUUUGCCCCCUUUUUCGGUUACGCCGCCGAGAAACUCGAAAAGUCGACCGUGCUUGCCUUUGCAGGUUUCAUGGGCGCCAUUGGUUCCUUGCCCUUUGCCUUCACCAAGACUAACCCCGCCCACGACUCCAAUAUGAUUUUUGUCACCAUGACCGGUAUUGGCCAGAUGGGCGUCAUCAUUGUUGGUAUGACUCUCGUCAACGGUUUGAACGUCGACCCCAAGUACCGUGGUUCUGUUGCAGGUGUCUUCUCCUUCUGUGGUGCGCUGUCGAUCAUGUUCACCGCCCGUUUGGGAGGUUACCUGUUUGAUGCCUGGAUGCACGGCGCUCCCUUUGUCAUCAUUGGUGCUGUCCACAUCAUAAUCUGUCUCUUCAGUAUUUACGUCCGCAUCGUCACCCCCCGUCUCAAGCGCGAGGAUAUCAUCCGUGAGGAGAAGCGACUCAAGCAACUUGAGCAGAAGCGCCUCGAGCGUGUUGCUGAGCGCGCUGCAGAGCGCAAGCAUACCGAAGCCACCUCCACUGCCGUUGACCCCAGCUACAGCCAGCCCUUGUAA
Molecule: messenger RNA, 1647 nt
Organism: Linnemannia hyalina
Lineage: Eukaryota; Fungi; Mortierellomycota; Mortierellomycetes; Mortierellales; Mortierellaceae
Source: the annotation of a GenBank genome assembly